UCUCCGGUUGGCUACUGGAUUCUUGGGACCAGGAAUGUCGCAAUAUCCCACCAGUCAGACCAUUCAGGGACAGCACAAGCCAGGACUGUGGAACGCCAUCAGCGGUGGAGACCCAUCCAGGACCAGUCAUUCUGCGGCGAAAGUCUCAGAGUUGGUGGGCAUCCAGCCAGGUAUGGAGGGUGGGAGCAGGUUGAUGACUAG
This is a messenger RNA of Aspergillus costaricaensis CBS 115574, 201 nucleotides long. RefSeq lists its product as uncharacterized. The record is from RefSeq and is a predicted model, not a curated record. Lineage: Eukaryota; Fungi; Ascomycota; Eurotiomycetes; Eurotiales; Aspergillaceae. The transcript has a single exon. The annotation marks the transcript as partial.